Molecule: messenger RNA, 1290 nt
Organism: Teleopsis dalmanni
Lineage: Eukaryota; Metazoa; Arthropoda; Insecta; Diptera; Diopsidae
Product: UNC93-like protein MFSD11
Exons: 5
Coding region: 1-1290 (429 amino acids)
Source: RefSeq, a predicted model, not a curated record
AUGUUUACACUAACAUUUAUCAAAACAAUACUGGACAGCAUAGCCAAUGAUGAUGAGAAUUUCAAAGGAGAUGGUUACACAAGCUUGGCGGUCAUAUAUGCUUCAUUUGCUUUAUGCAAUUGGUUAGCGCCAUCGUUCAUAUCAUUCACUGGACCCAGAACUGCUAUGUUGUUGGGUGCUUUGACAUACACACUUUUUAUGGUGAUUUUCCUAUUUCCAUCCACCUGGUUACUGUACUUUGCUAGUGCAAUACUUGGUGCUGGUGCUUCCAUUACAUGGACUGGUCAAGGCACAUUUUUAGCGCGUUGCAGUAAUCCUGCAAAUAUUUCGCGUAAUUCUGGCGUCUUUUGGGCUUUGCUGCAGUGCAGUAUGUUUUUCGGAAACUUAUUUGUGUACUUUCAAUUCCAGGAUAAAGAUCACAUUGAUGCCGAUACACGUAAAUUAGUAAUAAGCGUAUUAAUCGGUGUCGCCAUACUUGGCAUAGUAUUUUUAGCCAGUUUGCGUCCAGUAGCAGAUAAUUCCUCACCCGAUACUGAAAUGCAACAAAGACAAACUGGACUCGCAAAUGCUGUUUUUGCAUUAAAAUCAGCAGCAAAUCUAUUUAUGACCCGGGAUAUGCUACUGCUCAGUUUAGCAUUCUUAUACACAGGCUUGGAAUUAUCAUUCUUCAGUGGCGUAUAUGGUCCUUCCAUUGGCUUCACAAAAAAAAUUUCUGAAUCUCCUAAGCAAAUUUUGGGUCUAGCCGGUAUUUGUAUUGGUGCUGGUGAAGUAUUUGGUGGAGGACUUUUCGGCAUUUUGGGACCAAAAACAACACGUUUUGGACGAGAUCCAAUUGUAAUUGCUGGCUAUAUUGUGCACCUUAUUGCUUUCUUUUUGAUAUUCUUGAACCUACCAAAUUCUGCACCUUUUACGGACACAAACGAUAUUUCUUAUUUGGACCCACCACGUCCCUGGAUUGCGUUGAUAUGUGCAUUUUUAUUGGGUUUGGGCGAUGCUUGCUUUAACACGCAAAUAUAUUCAAUGUUGGGUGGCGUUUUUGUUAAGAAUUCCGUCGGUGCAUUUGCGCUCUUUAAGUUUACACAGUCAGUGGCAGCUGCAGUCAGCUUCUUUUACUCAUCCCAUCUCGGACUACGAGCUCAACUUGGUAUUUUGGUGAUAUUUGGCACAAUUGGUACAAUUUGCUUCUGCAUUGUGGAAUGGGCCGCAAAGAGACGCAUGCAAGAAGAAGUAUCUGAUGAUUCGAAAGAUGUGUCCCACGAUUCUCAAUCAGUUUCCAGUUAUGGAAAAUAA